AUGGCUUAUGUGCUCGGGACCUUGGUGAUCAGUGUCCUGGUGUUCCUGUCGCGCUUCUGCAUCCAGAGCGGUGGAAAACCUCCCAGCCGCCCCCCUGAGUCCCUGGGCGAGUGUGAGGGGCCGCUGAGCGCCGGGAAGCCGCAUCCCGGCCGGACCUUUGGCGCGCGCGUGCCCUGUCGAGCUGAAUGCUUCCCAGCCUGUCACCCCCAAAAUGGAUUCUGCGAGGAUGACAAUGUUUGCAGGUGCCAGCCCGGCUGGCAGGGCCCCCUGUGCGACCAGUGCGUGACCUUCCCCGGCUGUGUCAACGGACUCUGCGUGCAGCCCUGGCAGUGCACGUGUGAGGAGGGCUGGCACGGCAGCCUCUGCGACACAGAUGUCGGGGCCUGCAGCUCCGCCCCCUGCGCUAACAACGGGACCUGCCUGAACCUGGGUGACGGCAGCUACGAGUGCUCCUGCCCGCCCGGCUUCUCGGGGAAGGACUGCCAGCUCAAGCGCGGGCCCUGCGUGGUCAACGGCUCCCCCUGCCAGCACGGAGGCACCUGCCUGGACGACGAGGGCCGGGCCUCGCACGCCUCGUGCCUGUGCCCCCCCGGCUUCUCAGGCAGCUUCUGCGAGAUCCUAGCCGUGCCCAGCAGCUGCACCCCCAACCCGUGCGAGAACCAGGGCAUCUGCACCGACAUCGGGGGGGACUUCCGCUGCCGCUGCCCGGCCGGCUUCAUGGACAAGACCUGCAGCCGCCCGGUGACCACCUGCGCCACCGACCCCUGCCUGAACGGGGGCACCUGCCUGCAGCACAGCCAGGUGAGGUUCGAGUGCCUGUGCAAGGCCGAGUUCACGGGCCCCACCUGUGGCAGGAAGCGCGCGCCGGGCCCCCAGCAGGUCACCCGUCUGCCCAGCGGCUCCGGGCUGACCUACCGCCUGACCCCCGGGGUGCACGAGCUGCCGGCGCCGCAGCCCGAGCACCGCAUCCUCAAGGUGUCCAUGAAGGAGCUCGGCAAGAGCACCCCCCUCCUGUCCGAGGGCCAGGCCAUCUGCUUCACCAUCCUGGGCGUGCUGACCAGCCUGGUGGUGCUGGGCACCAUGGGCGUCGUCUUCCUCAGCAAGUGCGAGGCCUGGCUGUCCAGCCUGCGCGCCCACCACGCGCUGCGCAAGAAGAAGAACCUUCUGCUGCAGUACAGCAGCGGGGAAGACCUCGCCGGCGCCGGGCCCCCCGAGAAGAUCGACAUGGCCACCUUCAGCAAGGGGGCGGCCGAGCGGGAGGUGUAG
Molecule: messenger RNA, 1266 nt
Organism: Condylura cristata (star-nosed mole)
Lineage: Eukaryota; Metazoa; Chordata; Mammalia; Eulipotyphla; Talpidae
Gene: DLK1
Product: delta-like 1 homolog (Drosophila)
Exons: 6
Coding region: 1-1266 (421 amino acids)
Molecular function (GO): Notch binding; calcium ion binding
Source: RefSeq, a predicted model, not a curated record